UAGGCUGAACGUUACUCUGAGCUGCGUUCUGAUUGGUCCGCGGGCCGAUUUCAAACUCCGCCUUCUCUGCGUCCUCGCGACUCUCUGAGGAGCCAACGGUCGGGGCGGUUGGCGUUUUUUCCUGCCACUUUCCGAGCAAGUUAACAACCAAAGGCUCGAGGAAAGGCAAAAAUGUUUCAGCUGAAGGAGCGCUUUGUGUCGCUGCUCCACGAGAAAAACUUUGUCACGGACCAGUUGGCGGUGCUGGAGCAAAAAACUGGACUGAAGAGGGAACAUAUCACUUUGGUUGCUUUCGGUUUUAUCGUGCUCUACCUCCUGUUUGGAUACGGAGCCUCGCUGCUCUGCAACCUGAUUGGAUUCAUCUACCCAGCAUAUUUCUCCAUCAAGGCCAUUGAGAGCACCAACAAGGACGACGACACCCAGUGGCUCACCUACUGGGUUGUUUAUGGCUUUUUCAGCAUUGUUGAGGCCUUCUCUGACAUCUUCCUCUCCUGGUUCCCCUUUUACUAUGCUGGGAAAUGUACGUUCCUGAUCUGGUGUAUGUCUCCGGUGAAGUGGAACGGCUCUGACCUGUUGUACACGCGGGUGAUCCGGCCUUACUUCCUGAAACACCAGAGCGUCAUGGACAACAUCGUCAGUGAUAUAACUUCCAAGGCCAAGGACCUCAAGGACACCGUGACAAAGGAGGCUGUCCACCAAGCUCUCAGCCAUGACAAGGAUGAGUGAGAAGCACAGAGGAUAACCUAGUGUGCAUGUGAGUGAGGGCGUGUGUGUGUGAACGUCACCUUUUUCUGUGGUCCUCUUAUGAAGAUGGAUGACUAACUGCCCUGCUCUUUGUGGAGUCUGUGCCUUUCCUCCUGUGAAAACAAAUAAAAUAUUGCGCAUCAACAUCAGUUUACUGCUAUCGGUACGUUGAAGACAGUCAAUGAAGCUGUGACUUUUGUUUGUGAUCCGUUAUGAAGACGACUGGGAGAAGCGUUUAUUGAAGAAUCAUUUGUUUACUUGUGCGUAGCUGUGAUUAUAAUCAUUUUUUGGGCAGAAGACUAAUAAAUUACACUACUUUCAAGCUUUAAAUUAAAAUAGAUCUAGCUCUACAUUCAUAUCGAGGUUUGAUUAGGAAAUAAAUCCAGAGGUAAAUCGACAGCGUCUCAGGAACCUUUGAAGAUCUUCUCUGCCUGUUGGUCUAAAGGCUCGUUGCCCUAAAAUAUAUUUAUAGACCGCCUUCUGUUGCGUUGAUAAUCAUGUCAUCUGUCUCCUUUUCUCUCCUUCAUGUGCCAGACUGAUCUCAGUCUGAGGUAUUGGGAACAUUCCCAAGCUUUGACAUUAACUGGAAACCUUCUGGCUUUUAAAAUGUCUUAAUUUAUUUUCUCACGAUGAUUUAAAGAAAUAAAACUGGAACUCCGAUGAGCUGAAA
This is a messenger RNA of Xiphophorus hellerii (green swordtail), 1414 nucleotides long. RefSeq names its product receptor expression-enhancing protein 5. The record is from RefSeq and is a predicted model, not a curated record. The transcript is spliced from 6 exons. NCBI's taxonomy places the organism in Eukaryota, Metazoa, Chordata, Actinopteri, Cyprinodontiformes, Poeciliidae. Bases 172 to 726 code for a protein of 184 amino acids.